Molecule: messenger RNA, 1083 nt
Organism: Dioszegia hungarica
Lineage: Eukaryota; Fungi; Basidiomycota; Tremellomycetes; Tremellales; Bulleribasidiaceae
Exons: 5
Coding region: 1-1083 (360 amino acids)
Biological process (GO): developmental process
Source: RefSeq, a predicted model, not a curated record
AUGGACGCGGGACCCUCAUAUACCGUACUCCGUAUCAAGCGAAAAGCGACCGAACCUCCCCUUUCCUCCCUCGUCAUCCAAGACCAAGACCCCUCCCAUCCUUCCUCCUCGCAAUAUGGUACCCCCAAACGUCGCCGCGAUGUCUCAUAUCGUCCCAAAGCGCGCGGGAUCUUCAAACUGGCAGAUACAGUGCCUGACAGCUGGGUCGGGCGGGGAGAGGAGGGCGAGGUGCUCAAGGAGAGGAUCAAGGGGUUGAUGGACUCGGUCCCGGGCGGGAGCGGGAAGGGCAAGGAGAGGGAGACGGAGCAGGAACAGGCGGACGAGGAGGCGACGAUGAAUGAGCCAAAGGCACAGUUGGAGCCAGCACCAGCGUCGGAGUCACAGCCACGGCCGAGAACACCACCGUCUGCGUCGGCGGGACUGCAGUAUCGUGUGGUCUCGCAGCUGGGGGCGGUAUCGUCUUUACCCAAGCGCAAGGGGAAGGGGCUAGGGGGUGGGCUGAAUGUACCACCUGUACUACGGUCUUACGCAGACGUACAGGCCGAAGAACAAGCAAAAUCACUGUUCCGCUUCAUCGAUGCCCAAGCCGUCUCAUCAGCCAGUCCAAGCGGGGCCGGCGCUACCCAGCCGAGCAAAGAAGAGGUGGAGGAUCCGCAGAUGGCUGCAUUUCAAAAUAUGCUGGAUGAGUAUCUGACCUUGGAACGGACCGAGGCAGCCCAAAAGGAAGCCGAGGAGGAAUACGUGUACGACCUGUACUACCGCGAUAUCCGAGAUGCGUCCAUCGCGGGCGUGAGAGCGGGGGACGGAACGUCCGCUACCUCCAUCGGAGCCUUGAUCGGCUUCAGCGACCUUUCACCCCCGUCCACCCCUUCAUCCUCGGAACCAGAGGACGAAGCGGACGAGGACUCAAACGACGAGGACUUCUACCGGAACGAUUACCCCGAAGACGAGGAUGCCGAUGAGGAUAUGGAGGGGUUUGAUGAUGCGUUCGGAAGCGACGAGGACGGGAGCGAGGAUGGCGAGGGAGGGGGAGGGGGAGAAGAUGAUGAAGGGAGAGGAGGAACGUGGGGAUAUAGGGGAUGA